UCACUACCCACAUUCCGAGCCACGCGUGCGCAGCCACGCCCCUCCCCGCUCUCCUUUAGAUGCUUCCCACCUCCACGCUGUGCGUCAGGUGCUGUUUGGUUGUCUCUUUCUUCCCCGCCGUUUGGGGCACUGCGCAGGCGCAGUAGGGGAAUAACACCCCCCCCGCCUCUUAUCACAUUCGCCCCCCCCGGCUUUACGGAUAUCUUGAGGAGACUGUAGGGGGGCUCGUUGUCGUCAUCGCCAUGGGAAGGAAAUCAAGUAAAGGCAAGGAGAAGAAACAGAAACGACUGGAGGAGCGAGCAGCAAGGGAUGCCAUCUGUGCCAAGGUGGAAGCUGCAAAUAAAUUGGGAGACCCCUUAGAAGCCUUCCCAGUGUUCAAGAAAUAUGACAGAAAUGGGUUAAACGUCUCCAUUGACUGCAAACGAGUUUCCAGCUUGGACCCGACCACACUCGACUGGGCUUUUGAACUAACCAAAACAAACAUGCAGACCUUGUAUGAGCAGAGCGAGUGGGGCUGGAAAGACCGGGAGAAACGAGAUGAGAUGUCAGAUGACCGUGCUUGGUACCUAAUCGCUCUGGAUGACGGCUCCCUUCCCGUGGCUUUCUCACACUUCCGCUUUGAUGUGGAGUGCGGGGAUGAGGUCCUCUAUUGCUACGAAGUACAGCUGGAAAGCAAAGUGAGAAGGAAAGGUCUUGGCAAAUUUCUCAUACAGAUCCUACAGCUCGUGGCGAACAGUACACAGAUGAAGAAAGUCAUGUUAACAGUAUUUAAACACAAUCAUGGGGCCUACCAGUUCUUCAGAGAAGCUUUACAGUUUGAAAUCGAUGAUACCUCACCCAGCAUGUCUGGCUGCUGCGGGGAUGACUGCUCUUACGAGAUCCUCAGCCGGAGAACAAAGUUUGGCGAGAGCCAGCACGCUCACCUGGGUGGUCACUGCGGAGGCUGCUGCCAUUGAGGUUGUCCUUCACUCCUGAGAAAGAACCCUGCUCUCUCCACACAACCCUGCCUUUCUCUUUGGUUUCCAUUGCCUGAUCCUGCCCCCCACUUCCUCCAUUUCUUGGUACACCCCCAAGCCAGGACAAACAAGACUCCUUUAUUGCAUCCUGAAUCCCAGGAUGGAAGAUCUUCCUCCGUACGGGAGGCUCUGGGAACCAAAGUCAUGCCUAAGUCUCAGACCUAGUGCUAGAUCUUGCAUACUUACAGUCUUGAUCCGAAGGCAUGAAUCUGGGCAGCAGGGUUUGCUUGCUUAUUUGUUAAGCUCACGCUGCUGCAGUGAAGAAAUAGUUAAAUCCCCAAUUGAAUGGUGGGGAUAGCUCUCUCCCUCCAAGCUGAAGAGGUGCAGGGAGUGAGUUUUACAGAAUCCUUAUUGGAGUAGCAGAUCUAGAAACGUGACCUUUCCUCACCUGCAUUGAUCUGUGCCUCUCCUUUCUUCGGUCGUUACAUUGGACUGCUGUUUUGCCACAAAACUGCAAUGUGUAUCAAAUUGGAUGUGGUCCCCUGCAUGGGCUACCUGGGGAAACCUUGUCUGACUCCAUCCUGUUGCUUGGAUUUCUCCUGGGUGUAUGUUGCAGCCACCUGUUGUUUUUUGGUUGAUGGGGGGAGAGGGGAGGGGAGGAGAAAAGAUUUGUACAGGUUUUAGAAUCAUACCCUGAUUAAUGUUCUGCAUUGAUCAUGCCUGGAGCACUUCCCUUUUGUUUAUACGUGGGGGGUGGGGGAAAUAUUGAUGCCGAUGUUCUGCUUCAGCAGUUUGCUGCUGGCGAGUCCCAUAUGGCUGUGUCCUUAGAGGACCUUAGAAGCCAAAUCAAGCUAUCAGUGACCUACACAGGUGAUUUUCUGCGCACAGACAAACCACCUGGAGAAAACUUGCAAGAGUUCUAAGCAAUGAUAUCUGAAUUUGCUAUUCCUGUGUCCAAAAGGCUGAGUUGAAGGAAGUGUGCAAGAGAUUUAUUUUUUUCAAAUGCUAUUAACAUUUUUGUUUGUUCAGGGCCCUUCACCCUUUUGAGUCUUUGGGAAACAGGCAGCUCUGGCAUUUCUGAAUCCUUUGUAGCGGGGGGAGUAACCUGUGGCCCUCCAGCUGCUGUUGGUUUCCAGCUCCCAUCAGCCCCAGCCAGCAUGGGCAGUGGUUGGGGAGGAUGGGAACUGGAGCCCAAACACCCAUCUUGAAAACUAUAGGUUCCUCAUCCCUGCUGUAUAUUAUGAAGCGAGGAUGUUCUGGUUUGGGUUUUUCUUUAAAGAUGUUCUUGAAUGCCUUGGCUUUGCAUUGAUGCUUCAUCAUCAGAAGGGACAGCCUUUGCCUUCAGUUAAUUGUCUUGAGUUGCCAGCUUUUUAACACAGUGUAGUGUCGUUUUCCCAUCUUUAUGUCUUGCUGUGCAGAAAUGACAUCUUACUCCCUUCUUGCCUCAGUGAGGUGUGUUGGUGUGUACAAGCUUCAUUUGAGGUGUUGAGAAUUGACCAGCCAGGUCCUCCUGCUGCAACUGUCAAUCACUGGCCUGGCCCUGCUCUUCCCACCAGGCUUCCUUAGCAAUCGAGGCUGCAACAUAGCAGAAGUUUUGGGAAGAGAGUGGCUGUUGGUUGCCAGGCAACCGCCAAUAGCUUUCAUGAGUCCCAAGUUCUGUCGUUGCAUGCUGCACCAGGCCCUGCUGACAACUGCCUGGGUCGUAUUUCCCAGUGUUGGUCCUCCUCUGCUGUAGCAAUGCUGGUGGUGCAAGUGAUCCAUCCCAUAACUCCCCUUUGCUCAAAAUGGAGCCUCUUGCACCAGCCGCACAACCUCAGGACCUCACUUCUGUCUCAGGGUGUGCCUCUUUGCCUUUUUCUGGUUCCCUCUGAAGGGGUGCAAAAUGGGUGCUCCUACUCUUGAGCCUUUAAAUGCCUGAACUCGGGGUGGCCAGUGUGAGUGCCCCUCCCCCAGAUGUUGCUGGACUCCACCUCCCAUCAGCCACAGCCAGCAUGACCUACAAUCAGGGAGGAUUAUUCAGCAACAUCUGGAGAACACCAUGCUGGCUUUCCCUGGCCCCAAGCCUCUUUUUUAAGAAUUAAAAAUUGCCCUGCUACUUGAAUUGCAUCUUACCAAAUGGAGAGAUUGCCAGUGGUUUUCCCUCUCUUGGAGAUUGGAUCGGACCCCCACAAGUUCAUACUUAGAUUUUUGUAGAAAUGCAUUGUCUACAGCCAAGGAGUGAGUUGCAUGCAGGCUUUUGUGUGUGCGUGUGGAUCAUUCAGGCUGCAGAAUCAUUCAGGGCUGGAGCAGCGAUGGCCAACGUUGUGAGCAUCUGGGGAUCAGAUUUUCCAAGAUUGAUCUGCAGGCGGGGUACAAGUGGAUCUCACCACUGUGUCUUCUCACUCCUGGCUGCAGAAUUGACAGGGACAAGAGUGCCUGCAUGGUGAGACAGACAGGCAAGCUGCAAGUCUCAGACUGUUUCUUAGUUUGCACCCCUUCUCCCUGGAGAAACUCGCUUUGCUUUCAGUUGUCAGCACUGGGGAAAGGCUCAUGGACCAGUGAUAACUUGAGAGCAUUGCAAGCACUGCUUUCAGUCAGUCUAACAGGCAUCUCCCUACCCCUUGCUGGAAGUGAUGGAGACUCAGCCAGGAGACCUCUGAAUGAGCUUGGUGCCCGUUCUGCAACCUCUCAUUUAUCAAGGGGCAGUUAAAGCUACAGAAUAGGCAGCAAUGUGCCACAGACUCUAUGGCAGGGAUGAGGAGCAUGUGGCCGUCUGGAUUUGGUUGGACUCCAACUCCCAACAGCCCCAGGUAUGCGUGGUCACUGGUCAGGGCUGGUGGGAGUUGUAGUCCAGUAACACAUGGAGGACCUCAGAUCCUGCUGUGCAACGGUUUUGGGAUGUGGCACUGCCACUUCCCACCUCCCAGGAAAUGUGUGCCUUCUAGAUACAAAGUGAUGAAAAAGUGCAGUUGUGGCAGUGGGUCCAAAUGCCGCCUGUGGGGGAGGAUAGACCACUCAGGCAGGCUGGGCGCCCUAACUGAAGGGGCGCUCACUUUGCUGGGGGUAGCACACAAUUUUGAGCACUUGCUGCUUCCAGAACACUUGGCUCCCCUGCGUGGGUUUGGCAUGUCUUUCUCCCAUGUGGCAGUAGGAGGCUCUUCAAUGCACUCUCCUGUUUGUGCAGGAACAUGCCGCCCUGGCCUAGAGCAACAAGAGACGCAGAAUUCAGCCUUGUGUGGCUGUCUUUAAUCUAAUCUGCUCCAUUGUGAGCAGGACCAAGGCAAAGAGAGCUAUUCCGCUCCCCUCUCUUGGAUGGGGCAUCUACUCAUCAUAGCAAUGUUCCCCCCUGAAAGUUUGUGGACUCAACUUCACUCUUUGGCAUGACCAUGUCAUCCUGGUCUCACAUAAUCGCCUGUAGCAGGGUGUAGAAACAAAUGGGCCUCAUUUAACACAAAACAAUCCCUUUUUUUGUUUAAAAAACAACCAUGUUCCUUAGAUAAGCCCCUCUUGCUUUUUUUUAAAUUAUUAAGAAGGGGAAAGUUGCUAUCGUGUUCAUUUUUGUUUUGUUUGAUAUGCUAGGGACAGUCUCCGAAGCUUCUAGCUCUUUUGGACUUUUUGAACAGUAGAUAAGCUAACAGUUCUCUGGAUAUUACCUCCCCAUAGCAAAAAUCCAUUGAUAAUUGCAGUUUGCUAUAUUAACCUUUUGUUUUUGUUACCUUAUACGUGGAUCUCUUUCCGUAUUCCAAAGUAUCAAGAAAAGGUGGUUGAGUGUGGCUAACUCUCACUUGUAUUUUUAUUUGCCCCCCGCCCCCCGCCCCCAAAAUCUGGCAUGCUUUGUAAUAUUAAGUUGUAAACUCUGCACUGUAUACUUCUAUGUAUCUAGUGUCCUUUUUGCCCCCUUCAUUUGCCCUCUUUAUUUUGUGGUUUUUUUGGGGGGGGGGGUUGUCCCCCCAAAAGUUUUUAGAAUAAUUUUCUAUGGUAAUUACAUUUCUUGGCAAAUAUUUUCACCAGAAUCAAAGGGAACAAGCUGACUUUUUAAUUUUGGUAUUUGUUUUAUUCAUAUGUUUGAAAAUAAACAUUUUCUUCAGUCUCUA
Messenger RNA from Podarcis muralis (Common wall lizard), 5029 nucleotides. RefSeq names its product N-alpha-acetyltransferase 40, NatD catalytic subunit (gene NAA40). The record is from RefSeq and is a predicted model, not a curated record. Gene Ontology annotation, cellular component: nucleus. NCBI's taxonomy places the organism in Eukaryota, Metazoa, Chordata, Lepidosauria, Squamata, Lacertidae. Gene Ontology annotation, molecular function: histone H2A acetyltransferase activity; protein N-terminal-serine acetyltransferase activity; histone H4 acetyltransferase activity.